Messenger RNA from Ahaetulla prasina, 2903 nucleotides. RefSeq names its product chromosome 1 C11orf16 homolog (gene C1H11orf16). NCBI's taxonomy places the organism in Eukaryota, Metazoa, Chordata, Lepidosauria, Squamata, Colubridae. The coding region runs from base 128 to 1525 and encodes 465 amino acids. The record is from RefSeq and is a predicted model, not a curated record. The transcript is spliced from 6 exons.
UGGCAACCUGCUUAGUAACAGGAAACAUUAGCCACCAACUCUGCCCAGCAGCAAAGCAAUUCAAUAUUGCCAAGGUCAGUCCAGUUCAGUAAUUGAGCACAGCAGACUCUGAGAGAUCCCUGAAAGAAUGAGCGAAUGUACCUUGUCCUCUUGGCCAUACCACAGACGCUGCUGUACAGUGCCCAGGCAAGCUGAAUCUUUACACAGAAAUGUCAUAGUUAAUCCCAGUUCCAUCUGCAGCGGCUGUUUGUUAGCACAUCCUUUAUAUGGCAUUAGCCCACUUCUCACAACAAGGUGUUUGUGUCGCAGCUACUGUCCCUUUCUUCUUGAUGCAAAAUGUAGGACAGGACAGAAUUUGGAGAAGUCACUAGAUGUUGGUAGUCCGGUUCUGGCAAAAAAAGAAAGUGAUUGUUAUUAUUACCAAGGAACAAUCAUAAAAGAUUUAGAGGAAGGUGAAGAAAGAUCAUUUCUGGUACAAUUUGCAAUGGGGAAAGAUACACCUUAUUUGCAAAAAACAGCCAGCAGUGAUAUCCUUGAAUGUGUGAAUGGAAUGAGACAUUCUAUCCUGCCUGGUGAUAAAGUGAUGUCCCCCUGGGAACCAGAGCAGAAGAGGUAUGGCCCAGGAACUGUCCUCCAGGGCAUGGAGACCAGAGAACCUCUGCGAGAAAAAGAAGACGAGCAAAUUACAGUCAGCUUUUGGAAUGGCAAGAAAGCCAAAGUUCCAUUAGGCCUCGCUUUGUGGAUUUCUCCAGCACGGUGGGAGAGAAUUGUAGAGAGAAUCCAUAUGCCCUACACAAGCAGGAAGCAGUUUGAAGGGCAGCUUCACAGGCCUGGCUACUACAAUUAUUCACACGGAACUAUUCCAGUUUCUGCUUUGGGUGAUUUCCAAAGGUGCUGGUGCACACGUUGCUGUUUUAUCCGUCCUUGCUGUAAUGAUUUUCAUCACACAUGCUUAUUGCCUAGACACAGGCAAUGUGUCUCCUGUUGCUGCCGCUGUUACUAUGAUUACAGUGGCUGGUGGAUACGGCCCUCUUUAGCCAAAUUAACCUCCGGAGAUUUAAAAAAAGAAUUCACUAGUAAGUCUACACCACCAUUCUUAGCAAUAGAAGCCUCUCCUGAAGCAGAACAUUCUGCUGUGCUACCCAGCUCUUCCUCAUCUUCCUCAGAGUCUCAAUGUGAAAGGGAAAAAAGUAGGACCGAGAGCACAAUGGUAGAUCGUGCAGUGAACACAGAUUCUAGUCUUUUUGAAAACCCCACCCUACAGGAAACCAGAAGACCAGAGUGGAAGUACUGGAAGAGAAGCCAGCCCACCUUUGUUUAUAAAAGCCAAGGAGCCAACACUGUCAGUAGCAGCUGCAGAAAAGAAAGAGCUGACAAAAAAGCCAUUUCAUCCACAGAUGGAUUUCCACCAAUUCUGUACAACCACAGUGCUAUAUUUGAAACCAUUGAACAGUCUCAUCAAAGGCAUCUUUCGAUGAAGAAAAUCUUGAGUCAUGGAAUUACUAGCUCAUCAUGGGGAGGUUAAUUAUGUAUAGAAUUGCUACCCACUCUUUCAGGAAUUCAAGAUGGCACUAAACAGUAGCACUGUUUAUAUAAGAUUCUCUUAGCUAUUUCGUAAAUUCUUCUUGCCAUACUACUGAAAUCUUGAACCAGGGUAAAGUAAUUUUGAAGUAACUGGUUUUUUAAGUUUGAGACUAGUGAUGCCACAGAAAAAUAAAAGGGAAUCAAAUCAAUAUGCUAACAGCCAAAAAGCUUUGUACUAAACAUUAGAUGCUGAUGAGUGUAAUGGAUUUAGUCAUUUAUCUUUAGCCAGAAUGUACUGUUUGUUCUUAUCUACAGAGAAGCAAAAUAAAAUUAUUUUUCCCUACUCUACUUCAAAAGUGCCAGAAUUUUAGGUGAACAAAACACAGAGCAGAAUCAAAUGUUCGUAAGAAAGCAAUAUCAUUCUCAUAAUUUAUUAGGUACAAAGAAUCACAUAGCACAAAAGUAAAAAUACAUUCAUGAUUCAAAUUGCAGCAAAUGUUAAUCAAGUUCAAGCUAUAACAGUUAAAAAAUAAAGUAGAGAAGAAUACUCAACAAAAUAUAUUAGAUAUGAAAAGAUGACACUUCAGACAUUGAAAUUGAUUUUAAUUGUCAUUCUUAGGAGAUAAAUGAAAAACCAGAUUUACACUUUCUCCUGGAUGAACAUUAACUAGGUGUGCUUCUUUGAUUGUGUCAUCAUAUGAAGUUGUGUUGAUUAUGUAUGAGCCAGGUGACACUUCAAUGAGGAUCUCCUGCAAUGGACAAAAACAAAACAAAACAAAAAACCCUUCAAUUUUAAAACACAAAAACAAACUUCUGCAUCAGGAGGAUAUUGUUCUUAACAAACAAAUGAAUAAAGUUUAGUAGCAUUGUGUGAAAAAGAAUUUACUCUAUUGAUCAAUCUAUUUGAGCUGAAAUAUAUUAGUUAAAAUCUACUGGAGAAAGAUAGCAACAGUUCAUCAGAGUUUAAGGCAGCAAUUGUCCUGUCAAGCAGAUUAUUGAGUUUUCAAUCCCAAAUCUAUUACGUUAUAUUCCAAUCUGUUGUGUCACUAGGGUACCCAUAAAUAUUACAUCUUCAUUUCAAGAAAUCUUUCAAUCUGUAUACCGUAUAUACUCGAAUAUAAGCCGAUCCGAGUAUAAGCCGAGGUCCCCAAUUUUACCCCAAAAAACUGGGGUAAACUGGGGACUCGAGUAUAAGCCGAGGGAGGGAAAUGAGGCAGCUACCGGUCAGGGAAAGCCUCCCUCCCUCAGCCGAGAAGGCUGGCGGCUCCCCCGCCCCGCCCUCUCACUGCACCGGCAGGGCUUCCCCGCGCUAAUGCAAAAGCCCGCCAAGUUUGCACCAUCCGGUAUAAUGUGAAAAAAAGAAGAAGAAAAAAACUCGA